AUGUCUUCCAGAGAGAAUCUAACUCUCGAGCUCAAAAUCAUAUGUGCUACUGACGUCAGCCAUACAAAUGCCACGAACAAGAUGGACGUAUACGCCGUCGUUUCAAUACACGGCGAUAACAAUUCUCAAACACAAGCGGCCAAGAAAACUACAAUUGACUUCGACGGUGGUUCUAACCCGACGUGGAAUCACCCCGUUAAGUUUUCCGUUACGGAGAGAGAAGCCCGCGAAGGACUAGUGACAGUCAACGUCAAGUUAUACAACUAUUGGCUCGAAGAGGUUGUUGACUUGGAAAUCGGAGAAGUCAACGUCUCGGUUCAAGAGCUUCUUGCUUUAAAUCCGAUUACAUCGUUCACAAACGGUAACGACGAUAAAAUGAAGUUGAUGACUCUCCCUGUGAAUGUCAUAGGAGGAUCCAAAGCGAAGCUAAGCCUCUUGUACCGGUUUAAACGUGGACUUGCUGGUAAUAUGUAUCAUUCUUUCUCGGAACACGCAUCAUCAUCAUCGUUUCGUAGUCUAAACUUGGACUCAGAAAGAAGCGUAAACCCGCCUCAGAUUCAAACCCCUAUGAAGAAGCUAACCCUAGAUCUUGUGAUCAAAAUGACAAAGGGCGUAAAAGAUAACAGCUGGAUCCGUGGGAUGGACAUGUACGCUUCGGUUAAGGUCUGCGAAGGCGCAAGAAUUGUGCAUAGAAGCAAUACUCCUAUUGCCUUUGGGGUCCAUAAAGACCCAAUAUGGGACCAUGCCAUUAAGUUUACACUCGACGAGCCAUUAGCUCGUGAAGGUAGAUUGACCCUUUACGUGCAACUGAUUAACCACCGGACGAUCCGCGGAGAUAAGGAAAUGGGAGAAGUGAAAGUCCCCAUUCAUGAGCUUUUAGGUUUAAAUCCGCCGUCUACGUUAACUAACGAUAUGAAGUUGGUAACUCGUGAUGUUAGUCAUGUGAGAGAUAAGUCUAGGAAAACUGGAACACUGAGCUUCAUGUAUAAGUUUCUAAAUGAGCAAGCUACGUUUCCUCCGGCUAAAUCUCAACCUACAACUCCUCCGGCUCCAUCUCAACCUACAAUUCCUCCGGCUGCACCAACCGCAAUGCCCCAACAGUUGUUUGUUUUCUACGCAGCCACGGUAGUCACAGGAGACAAUGGGCAAAACCAACAGUGA
Messenger RNA from Microthlaspi erraticum, 1161 nucleotides. Lineage: Eukaryota; Viridiplantae; Streptophyta; Magnoliopsida; Brassicales; Brassicaceae. The record is from the annotation of a GenBank genome assembly.